Molecule: messenger RNA, 910 nt
Organism: Paramecium sonneborni
Lineage: Eukaryota; Ciliophora; Oligohymenophorea; Peniculida; Parameciidae
Source: the annotation of a GenBank genome assembly
AUCUAAUUUGCAAUAUUUCCCUCUUUAAUUAAUUUAAAUAUUUAAGAAAGGCAUAAAUGUUUGAAGCUAAGUUUAGUGAUGGAGUAUAAUUCAAAAAGAUUGUUGAAGCAGUUAAAGAAUUGGUAAAGAAUGUAAAUUUAGAAGCAAAUGGAACAGGAAUAUCUUUAUAAGUAAUAUUGUAAAUAAAUAAAAAGGCAAUGGAUACUUCACAUGUUGCUUUGGUAGCAUUGCAAUUAAAUGAAAAGGGUUUUAAAAAGUAUAGAUGUGAAAAAUCUUUGACAAUGGGAUUAAGUAUCGAAAAUUUGUAAAAAAUUCUAAAGUGUUCUGGAAAUGAUGAUUAAAUAACUUUAAGAACUUAAGAUGAAGAACCAACAACAUUGUCAUUUACAUUUGAAUCAAAAAGUAAAUAGAAUAUCAAUAAAUUAGAUAGAAUAAGUGAAUUUUAAUUGAAUUUAAUGUCUUUAGAUUAAGAAUAAUUAGGUGUACCUGAUACUGAAUAUUCUUCAGUAGUUAGAAUGCCAUCUAAUGAAUUUACAAAGAUUUGUAGAGAAUUAGGUAAUAUAAAUGAAGCGAUUGGAAUUGAAACAUCAAAAGAUGGAAUUAAGUUUUAUGUAAAAGGAGAUAUUGGAGAAGGAUAAGUAUCUGUAAAAACUAAUGAUUCAGAGAAAUUAGAAGAAAAAGUAGAAUGUAAUGUUGAUGAACCUGUAAAUUUAAGUUUUGCAGUAAGGUUAUCAUAUAUUUAUAUUAUAGAUAUUUCAAUUUAUUUAAUAAAGCAUCAGCAUUAUCAAAUUAAGUUAUAUUAUCAAUGUCUUAAGAUUAACCAUUAGUUAUAGAAUAUGUAAUUGAAGAUAUGGGAUCAUUGAAAUUGUAUUUAGCACCUAAAAUAAAUGAUGAAGAAUCUUAAUGACCA